AAAGCGGAGAACCUAAGAAUCUAUAUUUGAAGUUAAAAGAAAAAAUCAAUCGUGAUGAUAUACUUAAAAUCUUUUCCGAUAGAAACUCGGAAAGAAUCAUACAAUCAUAUAGAAGGUCAAUGAAUAUGAAGGAGGAAGUACCGGGACUUGAAGAGGAACUAAUAGAAGAGGUGGCCGAUAAAAUGUUAGGAGAGAAGCUAACGGAUGAUCAUAAGUUUGAUGAUAAUAAUUCAACCAGUAUUUACUGGGAUCCAAAACCAGAGCUAGAAGACCUCAAAGAGUACCACAGCCGUUCUGGCCGACGGAUUUAUAAGGGCGAGCGGACGGUUAUCCAGAAGUACCCCUUCAUGGUCUCCAUACACAUCAUGGGUCGCUUCUGGUGCGGCGGAGUGCUGUAUUGGCAUGAUCUGGUGCUGACGUCCGCGGCUUGUUUGCAACUUAUGCACAACAAUCGAUUCUUCCGGGAAAACCCGCGCGUGCUCCAGGUGCGCAUAGGCAGCAACCACAGCAGGAUCAGCGGAGAACUUGUCGACGCACAAGAGAUGAUUUUUUAA
Messenger RNA from Leguminivora glycinivorella, 554 nucleotides. RefSeq lists its product as uncharacterized. Bases 120 to 554 code for a protein of 144 amino acids. Gene Ontology annotation, biological process: proteolysis. Gene Ontology annotation, molecular function: serine-type endopeptidase activity. The transcript is spliced from 4 exons. NCBI's taxonomy places the organism in Eukaryota, Metazoa, Arthropoda, Insecta, Lepidoptera, Tortricidae. The record is from RefSeq and is a predicted model, not a curated record.